AUGGCGAAGAACUACCCGACCGUGAGCGCCGAGUACAGCGAGGCCGUCGAGAAGGCCAGGCAAAAGCUCCGCGCCCUCAUCGCCGAGAAGAGCUGCGCCCCCCUCAUGCUCCGCCUCGCGUGGCACUCCGCGGGGACGUUCGACGUGUCGACGAGGACCGGCGGUCCCUUCGGCACGAUGAAGAACCCGGCGGAGCUGGCGCACGGCGCCAACGCGGGGCUGGACAUCGCGGUGCGGCUGCUCGAGCCCAUCAAGGAGGAGUUCCCCAUCCUCUCUUACGCCGAUUUCUACCAGCUUGCGGGAGUUGUGGCCGUGGAGGUCACCGGUGGGCCUCAGAUCCCCUUCCACCCCGGUAGGGAGGACAAGCCUCAGCCCCCACCGGAGGGCCGCCUUCCUGAUGCCACUAAGGGUUCUGACCACCUGAGGCAAGUAUUUGGCAAGCAGAUGGGUUUGAGCGAUCAGGACAUUGUUGCCCUCUCUGGUGGCCACACCUUGGGAAGGUGCCACAAAGAGCGGUCUGGUUUCGAGGGGGCCUGGACUACAAACCCUUUGGUCUUUGACAACUCUUACUUCAAGGUACUUCUGAGUGGUGACAAGGAGGGCCUUCUUCAGCUCCCAAGUGACAAAGCCCUGCUGAGCGACCCUGCCUUCCGCCCUCUUGUGGAGAAAUAUGCUGCGGAUGAGAAGGCAUUCUUUGAAGACUACAAAGAGGCCCACCUCAAGCUCUCCGAACUGGGGUUUGCUGAUGCUUAA
This is a messenger RNA of Miscanthus lutarioriparius, 753 nucleotides long. The record is from the annotation of a GenBank genome assembly. Lineage: Eukaryota; Viridiplantae; Streptophyta; Magnoliopsida; Poales; Poaceae.